Messenger RNA from Thunnus maccoyii (southern bluefin tuna), 6295 nucleotides. It is a transcript of the gene lin28b, whose product is annotated as lin-28 homolog B (C. elegans). The record is from RefSeq and is a predicted model, not a curated record. The transcript has 4 exons. Lineage: Eukaryota; Metazoa; Chordata; Actinopteri; Scombriformes; Scombridae. Bases 190 to 891 code for a protein of 233 amino acids. Gene Ontology annotation, molecular function: nucleic acid binding; zinc ion binding.
GGAAAGGAUUGAAGGGAAGAGAGAGAGACAUGACAAAAAUAUCAAAAGGCAGAAAGCACGCCGUACCAUGCGAGCUAAAUUGGUGACCGAUGGGAUCGAGGAUGUCGGAUUAAUGGUGACUACCGCAGCCCGUUUUCGCAGAGGAAGCUUCUCUAUUGCAACUUGGGCGCAGAGGGUCCGCGGGGAAACAUGGCCGAAGGAGGGCCGGGUAAAGGUGGCGGAGAAGACCCCGCCAAGUCCACCGAGCAGGAGGACCGGACUCGACCUCAGAUCCUGUCGGGAUCGGGCUUCUGCAAAUGGUUCAACGUCCGGAUGGGCUUUGGAUUUAUCUCAAUGACCAGCAGCGAAGGGAGCCCCGUCGACCCCCCUCUGGAUGUUUUCGUCCACCAAAGCAAACUGGUGAUGGAGGGCUUCCGCAGCUUAAAGGAGGGUGAGCAGGUGGAGUUCACCUAUAAGAAGUCCUCUAAGGGCCUGGAGUCCCUGCGGGUGACCGGACCUGGUGGGGGACCCUGUGCAGGCAGCGAGAGGAGACCAAAAGGGAAGGUCCCACUCCAGAAACGCAAACCAAAGGGAGACCGCUGUUAUAACUGUGGAGGUCUGGAUCACCAUGCCAAGGAGUGUGGCCUGCCCCCCCAGCCAAAGAAAUGCCACUACUGCCAGAGCAUCACGCACAUGGUGGCUCAGUGUCCCCACAAGGCGCUGGCGCCUGCCACAGGCUCUCAGGACCAACAUGCGUCUACCUCGGCCUCCAGCCCAGGGACCGGGCCCUACCUCUGUCCCCCAGAGGAGGAGGAGCGCUCUAGCUCAUCUCCCCUGGAAGGCUCCUCCUCCUCCCCCGAGGAGCCCCACACACACCGCGGCCCCCGUACCCAGAGGUGGAGGAAAUCCUGAAACAGCCCAUAGAGGUGAAGCUUUCACCGCUAACCCCUGACCCUCAUGUCUCCCCUCAAUCAAGGAUUCCUGAAGCCCCCCCCCCCUCAUCUACCUCACACCUGUGAAAAAAAUGGGAGGUCUUAAUUUCUUUACUUUUAUUUUAUUUGUUUUUUUGUUUUUUUUUGUCUAACCAGCGCAGCUAUGGCAACGAUCAAUGGGGUACGGACGUGCGUGAAUGUGUGUGACUGACUUGCAGUCAUCUGGUGCAGCUAUGGCAGCCACAGCAGGAAUGGUGACUGCAGGGAAUGACUGUUUUUCUUGUUUCAAAUCAGUGCAGCUCAAGAGUGAAACAACAUGGUAUGAAUCUUGGCUUGAUUUUUUUUUUUUCUUCCUUCUGUUUUUUUUCCCCCUGGACCUAAGUGUUGGCCGUUUUGAAUGCUUUUUUUUCCUUACAGAUGUUGUCGCCACAAAUGUAUCUCCUGUAGGCCUAAUCAUUCCAAAAAAAAUCAUGAUGCAUCCUUUUAGCACACACGGUAGCUCAUUUUAAGAAGGAUUAGACAAAGACUUUUAAAAGCUCAACACCCUCUAAGCGAUAAUCCAGACCCGUAAGGAUUGUCAGCUCGGCUUCUAAAGAUCUGUAGGGAAACUAUUGAUUCCCUCUGGAAUCCAUAAAGCCAGACGACGAGCUGCUAAAUACAUUCUCUAUUAUCUUGAAACACUCAAGUCCACUACAUACCUCUCUCAUACAUGAAAUAGACCGGACCAAGUGAUUGUCGCUUCAGAGAGCGAGCAUGUGUGUUUGUGCAUGCACGUGCAAGACUGAGAGAGAGAAAGAAAGUGUGUGUUUGUAUGUGUGUGUGUUGCACACGCUCGGAAAGAAAGCAAAAGACUGGAGCACCUCUCCUUCGGGGGUGCGAGUCAACACUAUUACCCUCUCAGUUUCCUAUUAUCAUAGAUAGACACGCCUUAGAUAACACAUCGUAUUAUCCAGCUAGGUCAUAGUUUAGAUUCAAGGUAAUGAGUCGUUACUUCAGUGGACUAUUAGCAUUAGAGACUUCCACUUUUGGUGGUUGCAUAAUUAGUUGAAAAUAACAUUACAGUUUAUAAAUCAUAGUAUAAGUCAUUAAUAUAUAUGUAAAGUCACAAGAUAUAAUUGAAAUUCUAUUAACUUUAAGUAAUGCAUAUAUAAGGAAUUAGCUCUGACAUAGGUGAAUAGCCCUGUAUAUAGCAUGGGAUACUUGUGUGAAAAAGAAAAUUAUAGCUCUCUCUCUAUUUAACUGUUCAUCCAUGACAAAUCAAACUGAUUUUGUCAUUUUCUUCCACACCUUCUUCUUUAUUCACUAAUUCAAACAGUCAGCCGUCACCUCUGACACAGCACAAAGAGUCACCUUUUUUUUUUUUUUUAAUUAUAGGUGUAGUAUCAGACCAUUACAGUGUCAUCACAGCUGCUCUACUUAAUACCUCACCAAUUCUUCCUCUUGGAAAUGAAUGUCGCAGAACAUCAAGCUGUUUGCUCUCCCAGCUGUGUUACAGUAAGAUCCGACCACCUGUUCCUCUUCCAUCUGUGCCUACCAUUUGUUAGUUAGCACCAGCCAGGUAACGCUCACUCCUCUUUGGGAAUGAGACGCCGUCACUGCUGCUGCUGCUGCUUCAGACUCACUGAAGAGAGAGAGAGAGAGAGAGAAAGAGAGAGAGAGAGAGAGGGAGAGAGAGAGAGAGAGAGAAAGAGUGCUGCUUUUGGUAUAACUUGAAUCCCAAGCAUGGCUUUAGUGGCACUUAUUUGUGACCUAACAACUCUUCUCUGACCAUAUUGAAUGUGAAAAGAGCUUAUCUGAAGUUGACUCCUCACAAAGUUCACGUCGGGUCGCUUUGGAGUUGUAUCUUAAUGUUCUGACAAAUCAAAUAACUUUGUAUGUUGAUAUCAAACUAGCUCGUGUGUUUUUAAAGCUCUAAAGUAGACAACCAACUUUUUUUGGUAUAUUUCUAUACCGAAGAGUUUGGCUUUAUUUUUUUGAAGGCAUUUAAAAGUUUGCUGAAGUGCUUGCUUUCAUAGUAAGAGGGACUUAUUGCUGAAAGCGCAACACUGCGGUUGUUUUUUUAUGUACAGCUUUUUGAAUGUGUGCGUGCGUUAAAAAUCAAAUCUCAACAAUGCAGCAUGACAGAGUACAAAAAAGAAGAAAAAAAAAAGAAAAAAAAAAAAGUGAAUGACCAAACCACACAAGGAGCACAGCCCAUGCUCAAAUCUCUAUGGAAACAACAUCUUUUUGUAUGAUGUAUUUUUACAUUUUUACACACAAUUCCUCUCAGGAUGAUGAACUGUUCUCAGGGAAUUAACCAAAAAAGUGUAUUUUAUUCUUUUGGGAAUCAUCCACUGACUGACUGAACAAACUCUGUUAAGCAAUGGUGAAGAGACAUACAGUAUGUAACCGAUUCAUGUACUGAUAUUAGCAACUACCUCUUGAGUUAUACAUAGUUGUGCAUUUCUUUUUGUUUUGUAUAUUUUUUGAUGAGCUUGUAUGAUUAACUGUAGGUCUCUGUUGUACUGAGGUGUUGUGUGAGAAGUUCCCUAGUGUUGCCACAGACUUCCUGGUCUUCCUUCCCAGAUUUGAUGAGUUACUUUUUUUUCCUUUUUACUGCAAAAAUUCUCUUUUUUUGUUUACAGCAAAAGCCUACCUCAUAUGCGCUGUUCCUCCACAAACUCCUUACCUCCUCCCAGGCCCCCUCUACCUCCUCCAUGCAGUUGUUUGUUGAUUCAAUUGCCACUCGUCGUCGCACUAGAGUCACAUGGCAUUUUCAACGAAUCAGCCCUGAAACGGCUCGUCACUCGUGACUCCAAAUAUAUCUUACAAUCAAAGCCCUUUUCAAGGUUUUUACGCAGGUUUUUUUCAGAACAGGCGUAUUUGUCUCACACAUCCAGGGUGAAUUUUUUUUUUUGCCAGCUCUGUGUUUGUCAGUAUACACUCACCACGUAGCUGCAGACAGCCAGUGAGUUUACCUCAGUUUGUUGGGCAAGCUAAUAUAGACAUGUUAAAUAUGAAAUAUUUUACAUUUCCGUGUGAACACAUUUUGAACAGACAUGGAAUGUUGUUUUUAGUUUGUAAGUAUUUUAUCAUAACCAUUUUUGUAACCACUUGAUAUGAUGGGCUUAUGGUGGAAAAAAAAUAGGAUUGUACUUCGCACAAGGAGUGCCUAUCUCUCUGUUUUGUUUGUCUGACCCUAUUACCAAAUAGAUAUUUUCCUCUUUUUGGGCUCCAUGUUAACGGCCUUUGUCAGCCAUUUUUACAGCCUCAGAUAAUCAAAAGUCGUGUGGUUUGGAGAUGAUGUCCCUUUUGUUGCAGACUGCAUUUGCAGUUUAGAGUGGCAUUGUGAUCAGUUAACAUGAAAUCAGUAGAUUUUGUACUAAUGGUGACAUUGAAUAGACGUCUUUUAAUUUUUUUUUAUGAAGAUGAAUAUUGUUAUCAGUACCUUUUUUUUAAAAAAAAAAACUAAAACUAACUCAUGAGAUUAAAGAUUGAUUUUGCAUAUGACCACAGUGUUACAGUUCACACUCAGCUGAGAGAAUUACUACGUUGCAGUGGGCCUACAUGUGGAACUGAAUGCUUGUUUAUGCCAGUUAUGAACAAAAUAAACGAUCACGGUAAAAUAUAGUGAUAUUAUUGUUUAUUAGUAGCUUUAUAUUUUCUUCCAAUCAAUGUAACUACUGAUUGAUCUCUUGUUUAUUGUCCUGUUCAGUAUUCGACAGAGCCAAGAAACCCUCACGUACAGCACAAGUGACUGUAAAAGAGAGAGGGAGUAAUAAUCAAAUGGUUAUUGUAGGAUUUACAAAUUAUAGGAUGGUAUAGUUAAGUAAGUUAGUUUCUCACUUGUCAUGAGUUUUAAAUCAUGCAAACAUGAGACAACAGAAGCAAUCAUGAAAAAUGCUGAAUAAGGUUUUAAGACCAAGACCUGAACAUUUGUGAUCCUGAAUGUACCAGUUGUAUCUCAGCAGAAGGCUCAGGCCUAGAAAAGGGAACAUGAUAUUCUCAGAUGCAAUGUGCUGCCACAGAAUACACCAAGAAAUAAAGAAAGAUCUACACUGUGGCUCCUUCAUUAGAAAUUUAAACCAAUCUGAGAAUUGACACUGGUGCAUUUCUGCCCCACAGUGGCGGUAAAGGAGAAAUGAAAUAUCUGAUAAAGAGGCAUUUACCUGCCAUGUGGCAUUAUGCAUUGUUCAAAGGCUUUGUAGAGAAGAUUGUAUCAUGUCACAUGACCUCAUGAUUGUGAUAUUUAUGGAGAAACCAGGAUAAAUCAGAAUAACCUGUUGUUUUAAUCUUUUUAUUUCAUAAAAUAUGGACUUGUGUAGAGCUGUAUUGAAAGGAUAAUUCAUGCUUUUGGUCUCUUUUACCUCACUUUAAGAGAAGAACCUGAAACUGCAUUUGCAUGGUUUAGCUCUGUGGAAACUUUUAUACAACUAUACUUAAAAAUGGGCUGAUUUUGUCACUAUCAGUUGAAAACCAUGAAUCUCCAUAUGUUAAGAAAAACAGCCUUGUUUUAAAGGAAUAGUUAAGACAUUUUGGGAAAUAGCUUAUUCAUUUCUGGCUGAGAGUUAGAUAAGAAGACUGAUACCAGUCCCAACUGUUACAUUGUUGCCAUUCAGUUUAUCUGAAGGGUUCAAAAUCACUAAAUUUGGAUUUCAUCAAGUGUGUUAGCAGUGUCUACAUUUUCAGAUACUUACAAGAAGAUAACUGCUAAAACGCCUGGCUCAAAGACUACUCAAAAACCCAAGAGUCACGUGAAUGUUACAUUCAUAUAAUGAAGACAAAAAAACCCUGAAUUAUCCUUAAUAACAAAGGAGACAGACAGGAUGUACUAUGCCAUGAUCCCUGAUGGGGAAACCUCAGCAGUCAAUCUCACUGCUCCCUCAUGUGGCUGUUGAGGAGAUGACUGCAGACGGACUGAAGUUCACAUACCUCAACUGCUGCCUUUGUUGGCUGCUCUGUUCUUUGCCUUGACUGGAUAAAACAAUGUAUUCUAGGAGAUGAUCAUUUAUGAUGUUUUUUUUUUUUUUUUUAAACUGAACUGUAUCAUGCUGGAUUCAUAUUAUGGUUAUGUACAUGAAAUCAUUCUGGAAAUUGGACCUUUGAGGACCUAGAAAUCCAACCAAGGCAGUUAAGUGCAGAUACCUCCUUGUAUUGACUAAUAAACCUCACAUUUCUCAUGUUUAUGUUUUUACUCUCUACAUUGUGGCCAGAGGGAGUCUUCUGUGCUCUCUUUUUCUGGAGUAUGUCAAGAGCCAAGCACUGAUUGCUUUUGAAUGGGGAAAAAUGUUCUUCUAUGUGCAUAUCACUCAUUAUUUUAGCCCCAAUAUAAGUGUACUGCCUUUUUUAUUUCUGUGAAUCUUGGAUUGGAUUUUUAAAUAUGUCUUAAAUGUUUUACUUGAUUG